CAGAGCAGAGUGGAUUACCUCAUCAGUAAAAUAAUUGACGACAGCACAAAACUUGUUCUUGAAAUCAUGACACUAAAUACACAACUACAAAACAAUAAUUUACUAGUGUUCUCCAAAAACAAAUCUGAUGGCCUGAUAAGUAAGAGGCAAGAGCUGCAGAACCGUCUCGACUAUCUGAUUGUGAGGAACCCGACAGAAAACGAGCUGAUUGCUAAAGCCACUGAUGUGCAGAAGAAACUCAGAAACUUAAAUCAAGAAAAACAAACUCCGGACCAGGCAGAAUCCGUCACAAUUACUCAGCUAAAAAAACAACUGAAGGACAAAGAGGAGGAGCACUCACGCGAUCAAGCUGAGAUCCAGUCUCUGAAGAAUCAGCUCAACCACACAGCGGAUCAGUGCAGUAAUGAGCAGAAUGUUAAAGAUCUGCAGAAGCAGCUGGAUACCAAAAUAGAGGACCUGCAGUCAAACUCUAACUCCGUUACUUCACUUGCUCUUCAAGUUUCCACAUUAACCCUACAGGUGGAGGAGCUGAAGAGACAACUACAGAACACUGAAUCGCAAAGCAAGAUUGCAGAAAUUCAAAAAUCGAUUAGUGUGAAAACGGUUGAGCUGGCCAAAAAAAAGGAAGCGUUGAAAGAAAGAAGUGCUCAACCACAAAGAUUUUUGCAGAUUAUUACAAUCCAAAUGGAGAUUGAAAAACUAGCGAAUGUUGCAGUAGAUGACUCAGUCUACCUUAAAAUUAAUGCACUUCAAGAACAGAUGAAUUCUUUGAUUGAGGGAAUUCAAGAUGAAAACGGUGAAAACACUAAACUGAUGUUUCAACUCAUGGCUCAAAAAGAUGAAAUAGAAAGACUGAGGAAGCAAGAAGAGACUCAUGCUCAGGCAGAAUUAAAGAAAAUUAAAGAUCUGGAGAAUGAACUGGAGGGCGUCAGAAAUCAGAUAAAAGAAAAGACAUGGUUGCUUGACUCAAGUGGUACAAGGAUUGCUAACUUGUCGGCUCAGAUCAUGGAACUUCAAACUAAAAUCGAACCACUUGAAGAUGAGAUAUUAUACAUAAAAGAAAUGAACGCUGAGAACCUUGAAGAAAUUCAGAAGAGACUGAAUAGGACCAAGAUGCAAAUGCAAGACAGCGAACUUCAACUCAAAGAAGCAAAUGCAAAUAACUAUAAACAGAUCAUGGAGAUUGCUGACCUGAAGGCAGAUCUGAAAAAAGCCCAGAAGCAGGCAUCAAUAGCUGCCAAAAAAGAUAUCAACAAACUGGAACAACAAAUGCAAAAACAACAAAGAGAGAACCAAAAACUUGAAAGCCAGAAUGAAGAGCUAAAAAAACAACUGAAGGACAAAGAGGAGGAGCACUCACGCGAUCAAGCUGAGAUCCAGUCUCUGAAGAAUCAGCUCAACCACACAGCGGAUCAGUGCAGUAAUGAGCAGAAUGUUAAAGAUCUGCAGAAGCAGCUGGAUACCAAAAUAGAGGACCUGCAGUCAAACUCUAACUCCGUUACUUCACUUGCUCUUCAAGUUUCCACAUUAACCCUACAGGUGGAGGAGCUGAAGAGACAACUACAGAACACUGAAUCGCAAAGCAAGAUUGCAGAAAUUCAAAAAUCGAUUAGUGUGAAAACGGUUGAGCUGGCCAAAAAAAAGGAAGCGUUGAAAGAAAGAAGUGCUCAACCACAAAGAUUUUUGCAGAUUAUUACAAUCCAAAUGGAGAUUGAAAAACUAGCGAAUGUUGCAGUAGAUGACUCAGUCUACCUUAAAAUUAAUGCACUUCAAGAACAGAUGAAUUCUUUGAUUGAGGGAAUUCAAGAUGAAAACGGUGAAAACACUAAACUGAUGUUUCAACUCAUGGCUCAAAAAGAUGAAAUAGAAAGACUGAGGAAGCAAGAAGAGACUCAUGCUCAGGCAGAAUUAAAGAAAAUUAAAGAUCUGGAGAAUGAACUGGAGGGCGUCAGAAAUCAGAUAAAAGAAAAGACAUGGUUGCUUGACUCAAGUGGUACAAGGAUUGCUAACUUGUCGGCUCAGAUCAUGGAACUUCAAACUAAAAUCGAACCACUUGAAGAUGAGAUAUUAUACAUAAAAGAAAUGAACGCUGAGAACCUUGAAGAAAUUCAGAAGAGACUGAAUAGGACCAAGAUGCAAAUGCAAGACAGCGAACUUCAACUCAAAGAAGCAAAUGCAAAUAACUAUAAACAGAUCAUGGAGAUUGCUGACCUGAAGGCAGAUCUGAAAAAAGCCCAGAAGCAGGCAUCAAUAGCUGCCAAAAAAGAUAUCAACAAACUGGAACAACAAAUGCAAAAACAACAAAGAGAGAACCAAAAACUUGAAAGCCAGAAUGAAGAGCUAAAAAAACAACUGAAGGACAAAGAGGAGGAGCACUCACGCGAUCAAGCUGAGAUCCAGUCUCUGAAGAAUCAGCUCAACCACACAGCGGAUCAGUGCAGUAAUGAGCAGAAUGUUAAAGAUCUGCAGAAGCAGCUGGAUACCAAAAUAGAGGACCUGCAGUCAAACUCUAACUCCGUUACUUCACUUGCUCUUCAAGUUUCCACAUUAACCCUACAGGUGGAGGAGCUGAAGAGACAACUACAGAACACUGAAUCGCAAAGCAAGAUUGCAGAAAUUCAAAAAUUGAUUAGUGUGAAAACGGUUGAGCUGGCCAAAAAAAAGGAAGCGUUGAAAGAAAGAAGUGCUCAAUCACAAAGAUUUUUGCAGAUUAUUACAAUCCAAAUGGAGAUUGAAAAACUAGCGAAUGUUGCAGUAGAUGACUCAGUCUACCUUAAAAUUAAUGCACUUCAAGAACAGAUGAAUUCUUUGAUUGAGGGAAUUCAAGAUGAAAACGGUGAAAACACUAAACUGAUGUUUCAACUCAUGGCUCAAAAAGAUGAAAUAGAAAGACUGAGGAAGCAAGAAGAGACUCAUGCUCAGGCAGAAUUAAAGAAAAUUAAAGAUCUGGAGAAUGAACUGGAGGGUGUCAGAAAUCAGAUAAAAGAAAAGACAUGGUUGCUUGACUCAAGUGGUACAAGGAUUGCUAACUUGUCGGCUCAGAUCAUGGAACUUCACACUAAAAUCGAACCACUUCAAGAUGAGAUAUUAUACAUAAAAGAAACGAAUGCUGAGAACCUUGAAGAAAUUCAGAAGAGACUGAAUAGGACCAAGAUGCAAAUGCAAGACAGCGAACUUCAACUCAAAGAAGCAAAUGCAAAUAACUAUAAACAGAUCAUGGAGAUUGCUGACCUGAGGGCAGAUCUGAAAAAAGCCCAGAAGCAGGCAUCAAUAGCUGCCAAAAAAGAUAUCAACAAACUGGAACAACAAAUGCAAAAACAACAAAGAGAGAACCAAAAACUUGAAAGCCAGAAUAAAGACUUACAGUGGGAGGUCGAGGAACUGAAAACGUGCUGCUCUGAUGGUGACACCCUGUGUGACGGUGUACAGAGAAAGCUGGAGCAGUGCCAGCAGGAUGCAGAUCGCCUGCAGCUGCUGCUUGGUGAGAAGGAUGCAAAUAUCGUAGAGUUGGGGAAGGAUGUGGAGGAACAAAUCAGGAACAAUCAGCUCCUGCAGAAUGAAACCAGCGAGUUGAGGGAACAGCAGUUGAUCCAGGCCCGUGCUGCUGAACUGCAGCAGCAGCAGCAGCAGCAGCAGCAUGAGAAGGAAGCCAGACUCAACCAGCUGCAGCAGCAGCUUGAGAUGCAGACCAGAGAGUAUAACGAGCUUCAGGACAAAUACAACAGUAAGUUUAAACCUCUGGGGGAGCCAAGUUCAGAAAGUGUGGAGAUUUUGGCAGACCGUCUUGUGACCAUUAAUGAAGGUUUAAAUUUUGUCUUUCUUGAUUGA
This is a messenger RNA of Labrus mixtus (cuckoo wrasse), 3828 nucleotides long. RefSeq names its product myosin-11-like. The record is from RefSeq and is a predicted model, not a curated record. Lineage: Eukaryota; Metazoa; Chordata; Actinopteri; Labriformes; Labridae. Bases 67 to 3828 code for a protein of 1253 amino acids. The transcript has 46 exons.